UUCAACCUGGCACCCCGGAGGCAUCGGAGGCAUGUACUUCUGCGCCAUGUCCGAUAUCAAGUUCGUCCAGGUUGUGCUGUGCUGUGUGCCACUGCUGCUGGCCGCCGGCGUAUCAGCCAACCCCGGCUUUGAGGACCUCCGCCGCAGCCCGGACAUGGAGGCAAAGGACAGCGAGGUGGACACCACGGGAGUGCUGGACCCGGCGCAACACAAGCUCAUGAACUACCAGAAGCCCCCCGUUGGAUACGAGGACUACGAGUACUUCCUGGCUCCGCGUCGAACGGGAGAUCGAGAUCGGGAUCCCUAUGCUGCCGACAACGAGUUGGGUGCCACUUCAGCACUGAAGAUACACGGAGACGGCAAUCUGGCGGCUCUGAACAGGCCAGUCAGUGGCAUCGUCCCCAAGCCCCUGCCCUGGUACGGCGACUACUCUGGCAAGCUGUUGAGCAAUAUGCCCACAUACCCCUCCAGGUCCUAUGAUCCCUACAUCCGCCGAUACGACCGAUUUGAUGAGCAGUAUCAUCGUAACUAUCCGCAGUACUUUGAGGACAUGUACAUGCACCGACAGCGCUUCGAUCCGUACGAUAGCUACAGUCCCCGGAUACCGCAGUACCCGGAUCCGUACGUUAUUUAUCCGGACCGGUACCCGGACUCGCCGUCAGUGAGGGACUAUGCGAAAAUGCGUCGCGGAUACAUCGACGAGCCCAUGGCGCCGAUCGAUUUCUACGGCACUAGCAAGUACGGCUUUUCCAAGCAGUCGGAUCUGCCUUAUCCGGCUAUACCGCCUCGUAACGAGCGGAUAGUGUACUAUGCCCACCUGCCGGAGAUUGUGCGGACACCUUAUGAUACUGCGGCCCCGGAGGAGCGAAACUCUGCUCCGUACAAGCUGAACAAGAAAAAAAUGAAAAUCAACCAGCGACCUUUGGCGAAUAAUGGUACAACCUAUAAGAUGACGUUGUAGAGGUCUCUUAGAAACUAAGACUUUUUUUUUUGUAUUCAUUAUUCGACAGCAUUUGUAUCUGACACCCAUACAGCUAAGCACCAAGUUCAGCGUUUGGAUAUUUUUUAACUGUAUGCAAUCACGACAUUAAAUUAAAAAUUCACCCAACUCCCAUUAAAAACUACCCGAGUUCAGGGUCUAACAUCAAAUGCCGAUUGACGAUACAAAGGUCGAUGACGAUCUUUAAAAUUAAAGAAAAAAGAACGCUGUAGACGAGUGUUCCGACUAUCAGAAAGUUCAAAUUAAA
Molecule: messenger RNA, 1247 nt
Organism: Drosophila elegans
Lineage: Eukaryota; Metazoa; Arthropoda; Insecta; Diptera; Drosophilidae
Exons: 2
Coding region: 32-961 (309 amino acids)
Source: RefSeq, a predicted model, not a curated record